Molecule: messenger RNA, 3717 nt
Organism: Sorex fumeus (smoky shrew)
Lineage: Eukaryota; Metazoa; Chordata; Mammalia; Eulipotyphla; Soricidae
Gene: LAMB3
Product: laminin subunit beta 3
Exons: 23
Coding region: 120-3650 (1176 amino acids)
Source: RefSeq, a predicted model, not a curated record
UCCUGGCCCGCCCCGCCUGGGAGACGCCCAGCGGGAUCCCAGGUGAGCCGUGCUUAAAGGCAGAGUGGAGCCUGCAGCCCAGGGGAGGAGCCGGGCAGGAGUCAGGUGAUGUCCACCGGAUGGAGCUCAGGAUGAGGCCGUUUCUCCUGCUGUGCCUGUUGCUCCCCAGUGCCCGGGCCACGCAGCAGGCUUGCUCGCGUGGGGCCUGCUACCCACCCGCUGGGGACCUGCUGGUCGGCAGGACGCGCCUCCUCCAUGCCUCGUCCACCUGCGGCCUGAGCAAGCCAGAGACCUACUGCACCCGGUACAGCGAGUGGCAGAUGAAAUGCUGCAAGUGCGACUCCAGGCUGCCCCACGGCUACAACAGUCACCGCGUGGAGAAUGUGGCUGUGUCCUCCGGCCCCGGACGCUGGUGGCAGUCCCAGAAUGAUGUGAGUCCCGUCUCGCUGCAGCUGGACCUGGGCGAGAAGCUGCAGCUGCAUAACAUUGGGAUGCACUUCAAGGGGCCGCGGCCAGCUGGGCUGCUGAUCGAGCGCUCCUCGGACUUCGGCCGGACGUGGCGGGUGUACCAGUACCUCGCAGCCGACUGUGCCGCCGCCUUUCCGCGAGUGCGCCAGGGCCGGCCGCAGAGCUGGGGCGAUGCACGGUGCCAGGCGCUGCCCCCUCUGCCCCCCGGGCGCCCCGACAUGGGGCAGGUCCAGCUCAACCUCCUGGACUUGGCCGCUGGGAUCCCUGUGACACAGAGUCAGAAGCUGCGUGAGCUGGGUGCCAUCACCAACCUGAGGGUGAACUUCACCAAGCUGGCCCCAGCGCCCCAGCACGGCUACCACCCCCCCAGCACCUACUUCGCCCUGUCCCAGCUGCGCCUGCAGGGCACCUGCUUCUGCCACGGCCACGCAGACCGCUGUGCGGCCCCGCCCGCUGCCCCUGCUGGCCCGUCCAGCGCCGUGCAGGUGCACGGCGUGUGUGUCUGCCAGCACCACACGGCUGGGCCCCACUGUGAGCGCUGCGCACCUCUGUACAACAAUCGGCCCUGGAACCCCGCUGAGGACCGGGACCCCCACGAGUGCCAGAGGUGUGAGUGCCAUGGGCAUGCAGAGAGCUGUCACUUUGACCCGGAUGUGUUCGCUGCCAGCGGCGGCACCGAGGGGGGCGUGUGCGACAACUGUGACCACCACACCGAGGGUCGCCACUGCGAGCGCUGCCAGCUGCACUUCUUCAGGAACCGGCGCCCCGGCGCACCCCCCCAGGAGGCCUGCAUCCCCUGCGAGUGUGACCCCGAUGGAGCCGUGCCGGGGGCGCCCUGUGACCCCCUGACAGGCCACUGCGUGUGCAAGGAGCAUGUGCAGGGAGAACGCUGCCACCAGUGCCGGCCCGGCUUCACCGGGCUCAGCGGCUCCGACCCGCGCGGCUGCCGGCCCUGUGACUGUGACCCCCUGGGCUCCCGGCGGGAUCUGCCGUGUGACGAGGAGAGUGGGCACUGCCUGUGCCUCCCCCACGUGCUGGGCCCCCGCUGUGACCAGUGUGCCCCCAACCACUGGAAGCUGGCCAGCGGCCAGGGCUGUGAGCCAUGCGCCUGUGACCCCCAGCACUCCCUGAGCGCCCAGUGCCACCAGUUCACAGGACAGUGUCCCUGUCGCGAGGGCUUUGAGGGCCGGACGUGCAGUGCUGUGGCUGCUCGCCAGUGUCCAGACCGGACCUACGGGGAUGUGGCCUCCGGGUGCCGAGACUGUCAGUGUGACUUCAGGGCCACCGAGGGCCCUGGGUGUGACAAGGCCUCGGGCCGCUGCUUGUGCCGCCCGGGUGUGACUGGGCCCCGCUGUGACCAAUGUGAGCGUGGCCACUGCGACGGCUUCCCGGGCUGCCCGGCCUGCCACCCCUGCUUCCACACCCACGACGCUGAGCUGCAGGCCCAGGCCUGGCGACUCGGUGGCCUCCGCAAUGCCACGGCCAGCCUGGGCGCUGGCUCGGGCCCGGGGGACCGUGGCCUGGCCGCCCGCCUCCAGGCUGCCCAGAGCCAGAUGGAGCAGCUGCAGAUCACGCUGGGCCGCGCCAGCGUCACCGAGCAGGAGGUGACCCAGCUGGCUGGCACCGUCUUCACCCUCAGGGAGACCCUGCAGGCCCUGCGGCUGGAAGCCCCCCUGGAAGAGGAGAGCCUGGGUCUGCGGGGCCGGCUGGAGGGCCUGGACGGCAGCUUCCACAGCCUCCUCCGCCUCUACCAGGACAAGCGGCAGCAGCUCGAGCGGCUCAGCAGCGGUGACCCCUCCGGUGCCCUCCGUGUGCUGGCCGGGGCUCGUGCCCGCUCCGCGCAGGCCGCCGAGCGGGUGGCGGACAGCUCCCUCCAGCUGCUGCGCGUCAGGGACAGCCACCGGGAGGCGGAAGCGCUGCAGAGACGGGCGGGGGGUGCUGCCGGCCCUGGGGGUGCCCAGCUGGCUUCCCUGCAGCUGCAGAUGGCGGCCCUGCCCAACCUCACCCCCACCAUCAACCAGCUCUGUGGGGGCUCGAGGCAGACGGCCUGUACCCCCGGGGCAUGCCCCGGCCAGCUCUGUCCCCGGGACAACGGCACAGACUGCGGCUCCCGCUGCCAGGGUGCCCUCCCCAGGGCAGGCAGUGCCUUCAGCUCGGCGACGAAGGUGGCCGCACGGCUGCAGAACCUGGACACUCAGCUCCAGCAGACGCGGCACAUGAUCCGGGCCACCGAGGAGGCUGCCCUGCAGGUGCAGUCAGACGCGCGGCGCCUGGAGACGCAGGUGAGCACCAGCCGUGCGCACAUGGAGGAGGACUCCCGGCGAACGCAGCUGCUCAUCCAGUGGGUGAGAGACUUCCUCACAGACCCCGCCACGGACGCAGGCAGCAUCGCGCGGGUGAGCGGGGCCGUGUUGGCUUUGCGGCUGCCACCUGCCCUGACCGCCGUGCGGCAGAAGAUGGAGGAGGUGCGGGCCCUGGCGGCCCGGCUCCCCGACGUGGGCCUGGUGCUGGCGCAGACCCAGCGGGACAUCGAGCGAGCGCGCAGGCUGCAGGCGGAGGCGGAGCAGGCCAGGGGCCGGGCCCAGGCCGUGGAGGGACGGGUGGCGGACGUGCAGGGCAGCCUGCGGCAGGGUGGUGUGGCGCUGCAGGAGGCGCAGGAGAGCAUGCGGGGCACCAGCCGCUACCUGGGGCUCCUGCAGGAGCGAGUGGCCGAGGUCCAGCAGGUGCUGGGUCCAGCGGGACGGCAGGUGACAGGCAUGGCGGAGCAGCUGAGAAGCUUCCGGGCACAGCUGGAGGAGCUGGGCCACCAGGCCGGGGAGCAGCGGGCCGGGGCGGCCGGGGCUCAGCAGCUUGCCGCGGAGGCCAGGCAGCGGGCCCUGGACGCCCAGGAGGGAUUCGAGAGGGUCAAGCGCAAGUAUGCGGAACUGCAGGAGCGACAGGGCGGGGCCGCCCCACUGGGGGCGCAGGGAAGCCGGAUCCUGAGCGUGAAGAUGGAGGCUGAGGAGCUCUUCGGGGAGACGGUGGAGAUGAUGGAGCGGAUGCGAGACAUGGAGUCAGAGCUGCUGCGGGGCAGCCAGGCCGUCCUGCGGCGCUCGGCCGACCUGUCGGGGCUGGAGAGGCGUGUGGAGCAGCUCCGGGACCACAUCAGCGGGCGCGUCCUCUACUAUGCCAGCUGCAAGUGACCACGGGGACGGACGUGCCCGCGACCCCGUGGCCAGUCUCCCAGCCCCCAAGCAAGAGAUGCUGUCC